AUGCCUCCCGUAGCAGUAAGCGACAUGGACCUCCCCGCGGAGCCCGUCCACCCCCUCCCCGAAGCAAAGGAUCCUCUCGCCUCUUCCGUCGCAACACCUCAGCUCUUCUCUCUCUCCAACAAGACCAUCGUCAUUACCGGCGGCGGCCGCGGUCUGGGCAUCACCUUCGCCCUCGCCAUCCUCGAAGCCGGAGGCCACGCCGCUUGCCUCGAUAUCCUACCAGAGCCCUCACCCAUCGAGUGGGCGCACCUCACCAAGCUCGCCACCUCCAAGAACCUUUCCAUCUCAUACCACAAGUGCGACAUCACCGACGAGGAAGCUACGGAAAAGGUCUUUGAGGAGAUUGCAGACGCCGCCGACAGCCGCGGUGCUCCCUUCUGGGGCGCCGUCGCCUGCGCCGGCAUCCAGCAGAAGAUUCCCGCCCUCGAGUACCCCGUUGCCGACUUUGAGCGGAUACAAAAGGUCAACGUCGUGGGUGUCUUUGUGACGGCGAAGCACGCCGCCCGCGUGUUGGUGAAGCGCAAGAGCAAGGGCAGCAUCUUGCUCAUUUCGAGCAUGUCUGGAGAGAUUGCGAACAGGGGACUGACAUGCAGUGCCUACAAUACCAGCAAGGCUGCCGUUCAGCAGAUGUGCAGGUCUGUCGCUCAGGAAUGGGGCCAAUACGGUAUCCGCGUGAACACUCUGUCGCCCGGUUACAUCCGGACCGCAAUGACCGAUCAGCUUUUGCAGGCCGAGCCUGAGGUUGAGACAACUUGGAUGAGGGGAGCCCUUCUCCAGCGCCUGGGUACACCCGAGGACUUCAAGGCCCCGGCCGUCUUCCUCCUGUCCGAAGGCAGCUCUUUCAUGACCGGUGCAGACCUCCGUGUCGACGGUGGACACUGCGCCUCUGCUUAA
Messenger RNA from Colletotrichum abscissum, 894 nucleotides. RefSeq names its product short chain dehydrogenase. Gene Ontology annotation, molecular function: oxidoreductase activity, acting on NAD(P)H, oxygen as acceptor. The record is from RefSeq and is a predicted model, not a curated record. The transcript has 3 exons. Gene Ontology annotation, cellular component: intracellular anatomical structure. Bases 1 to 894 code for a protein of 297 amino acids. NCBI's taxonomy places the organism in Eukaryota, Fungi, Ascomycota, Sordariomycetes, Glomerellales, Glomerellaceae.